AAGAAGGCAAGGAGGCGUCUCCUGUGCUCUCUAGGGCUGUGCCACCUGCCCGCUAGCUCGCCGCACUAACGCUGCCCACAAGCCAACAUGCUGCCGAGACUGGGCGGCCUCGGGCUGCCGCUGCUCCUGCCGUCGCUGCUGCUGUUGCUGCUGCUGGGCGCAGGCGGCUGCGGCCCCGGGGUACGCGCCGAGGUGCUGUUCCGCUGCCCUCCCUGCACUCUAGAGCGUCUGGCCUCCUGCGGACCCCCACCCGACGGGCCCUGCGCCGAGCUGGUGAGAGAGCCGGGUUGCGGCUGCUGCCCGGUGUGCGCACGGCAGGAGGGCGAAGCUUGCGGCGUCUACCUCCCGCGCUGCGCCCAGUCGCUACGCUGCUACCCUAACCCGGGCUCCGAGCUGCCCCUGAAGGCGCUGGUCACCGGCGCGGGUACCUGUGAAAAGAGUCGCAUGGGCGCCACCCCUCAGCAGGUAGCAGACAACGGUGAUGAGCACUCUGAGGGAGGCCUGGUGGAGAACCACGUGGAUGGGAACAUAAACCUGCUGGGCGGCGGAAGCAGCGCUGGCCGGAAGCCCCUCAAGUCAGGGAUGAAGGAGCUGGCUGUGUUCCGGGAGAAGGUCAACGAACAGCAUCGGCAGAUGGGCAAAGGUGGCAAACACCUCAGCCUGGAGGAGCCCAAGAAGCUGCGGCCACCUCCUGCCAGGACCCCUUGCCAACAGGAACUGGAUCAGGUCCUGGAGCGUAUCUCCACCAUGCGCCUUCCAGAUGAUCGAGGUCCCCUGGAGCACCUCUACUCCUUGCAUAUCCCCAACUGUGACAAGCAUGGCCUGUACAACCUUAAACAAUGCAAGAUGUCUCUGAAUGGACAACGCGGGGAGUGCUGGUGUGUGAACCCCAAUACUGGGAAGCUGAUCCAAGGAGCCCCCACCAUCCGGGGAGACCCCCAGUGCCAUCUCUUCUACAAUGAGCAGCAGGAGACUGGUGGGGUUCACGCCCAGAGGGUGCAGUAAAGCACAGCCAAUCGGUGCUUGCCUAACCCCCACCCCCAAACACCAGCAGAAGUGGAGCGCGCCUGGGUAAUGGGUCUGGGGGAUUUCCCAGUUUUGACACAUGUAUUUAUAUUUGGAAAGAGACCAACACUGAGCUCAGAAGCACCCCCCCAUCCUCCCCGACCCCCAGCUGCAAAUAA
This is a messenger RNA of Acomys russatus (golden spiny mouse), 1184 nucleotides long. RefSeq names its product insulin like growth factor binding protein 2 (gene Igfbp2). The transcript is spliced from 4 exons. Bases 88 to 1005 code for a protein of 305 amino acids. Gene Ontology annotation, biological process: regulation of insulin-like growth factor receptor signaling pathway. The record is from RefSeq and is a predicted model, not a curated record. Gene Ontology annotation, cellular component: extracellular region. NCBI's taxonomy places the organism in Eukaryota, Metazoa, Chordata, Mammalia, Rodentia, Muridae. Gene Ontology annotation, molecular function: insulin-like growth factor I binding; insulin-like growth factor II binding.